Lepus europaeus (European hare) is the source of this 2145-nucleotide messenger RNA. RefSeq names its product coiled-coil domain containing 154 (gene CCDC154). NCBI's taxonomy places the organism in Eukaryota, Metazoa, Chordata, Mammalia, Lagomorpha, Leporidae. The record is from RefSeq and is a predicted model, not a curated record. The coding region runs from base 196 to 2145 and encodes 649 amino acids. Gene Ontology annotation, biological process: bone mineralization involved in bone maturation. The transcript has 17 exons.
UUCCAGCGGCCCCCGCUGCCAGCCGCCCCUGCCCCCGCCGGAUUCUGUGUGGAAGAAGGGGGCGAGAGGGCAGGAGCUCGCCCUCCACCCCACCUGCGCCCCUAUCUCUCCCAGCCCUCAGACGCCCUGGCCUGGUGUCCAGCCGGGGGCCUGGGCACACAGCCUACACCACAGCGCCUGGCAGCUGGUGACGCCAUGUCAGAGCUGACCGCCAGCCCCCCGUCGGAGUCGCUCCCCUCCCAGCCGAGCACCCCCACCAUGGAGGACCUGGAGCUGCUGCUGGCCAGCCCUGAGCCCUUGAGCCGGGGGGAGACGGAGCAGCGUGGGUCCAGCCGCCCACUGGUGUCCAGCGCCUCAGGACCCGAGCAGGACACCGCCAAGCGCUGGCAGCAGCUGGAGCGACAGGUGGCUGACCUGCAGGCCGAGGUGGCGCACCUGCGGGGUCACAAGGAGCGCUGUAAGCACGCCUCACUGAGCCUGCUGCACGAGCUGCUGCGGCUGCGCGACCUGGAGGGGCAGUGGGCGGCGCAGACCCCCGAGAAGGAGGCGCUGGAGCUCCACGGCCCCCAGAACCAGAUGCAGGCCCUGGACAGGAGGCUGGUGGAGGUCCGGGAAGCCCUGACAGAGGUCCGGAGGAGGCAGGCGCUGCAGGACGCCGAGCGGAAGGGCGCCGAGCAGGAGGCCCGUGUCAGGCUGGCCAGGCUGACGACCUUGCUGAGGCAGGAGGAGCAGGCCCGGGAGGCCGCCUGCAGCACCCUGCAGCAGGGCCAGGAGGACAGCAGCCAGAGAGUGGACCAGGAGGUGGCCAGGAUGCAGGCCCGGGUGACCGCGCUCUGCGAGGAGAUGAGUCUGCGCUUCCUGAAGAGGGAGGCCAAGCUCUGCGGCUUCCUGCACAGGAGCUUCCUGGCCCUGGAGCAGAGGAUGAAGGCCUCGGAGGGCGCCAGGCUGCAGGCCGAGGGCAGCCUGCGGCGGGAGCUGGACGGCCGCUGGCAGAAGCUGCAGGAGCAGAGCGAGGAGCGGGCGCAGGCGCAGCGUGAGCAGGAGGGCGGCCGCCUGCUGGCGCAGUGCCGGGGCCUGGACGCGGCCGUGGUCCAGCUCACCAAGUUCGUGCGGCAGAACCAGGUGUCUCUGAACCGUGUCCUCCUGGCUGAGCAGAAGGCCCGCGAUGCCAAGGUGUGCUUGGAGGAGAACCAGGCCGGGGAGUUGGCCUCCCACGUGCAGGAGAGCCUGCAGGCCGUGCAGCUGGCCGGGCAGCGGGCCCAGCAGGAGACGCAGGGCGCACUGGAGCUGCUCCAAGAGAAGAACCAAGCCCUGGAGCGGGCCGUGGCCGAGCUGGCCCUGCAGGUGAAAGACCUGGGUGACCACUGCCUGGCCCUGGGCUGGAGGCUGGACCUGCAGGAGCAGACGCUGGGGCUGAGGCUGUCGGCGGCGCAGACGGAAUGGGAGGGGGCUCAGAGGAAGUCCCUGCAGGACCUGGCCCUGUGGCAGCAGGAGGUGGCCGGGCAGCUGGGGGACCUGCGGGACAAAGUAGACGGCCUCCCCCUGCAGGUGGAGGGCGUCUCGGACAAGUGCUUCUUCCACAAGAGCGACUCGGACCUGAAGGUCGCGGCCGAAGGCAAAGCCAGGGAGCAGGAGGUGGGGGCCUUGCGGCAGGAGCUGGCUGCCCUGCUGUCGUCCGUGCAGCUGCUGAAGGAGGACAACCCGGGGCGGAAGAUCGCCGAGAUCCAGGGCAAACUGGCCACGUUCCAGAGCCAGAUGAUGAGGCUGGGAGACAGCAUCCAGGCCCACAGGGCCGUCCAGAACCUGAAGCUCAACGCGGAGGCCAAGCUGCGCACCGAGGAGAUGGCCGCGCUGCGGGAGAGCGUGCUGCGCCUGUGGAGCGAGGAGGGCCCCUGGGCGCUGACGCUGGGCAGCAGGCGGCUGCUCAUGUCCCUGGUGCGACAGCGGUUCUUCGUCAAGGACGUGGGCGCCGGCGAGCUGGCCCCCGUGAACCAGUGGGGCGUGUACCAGGCCGUGAGGUGGCUGCGGUGGAAGGCCGUCCUCAUGACGCUGGGGGCCCUGCGGAGGCCGGGACGAGGCCCCGAGAAGAGCCGUGGCCAGGAGCCUGCGGCCCUGCCCCCCCGAGGGCCCCUGCCCCAGAAAUAA